This is a messenger RNA of Cladocopium goreaui, 4441 nucleotides long. The record is from the annotation of a GenBank genome assembly. Lineage: Eukaryota; Dinophyceae; Suessiales; Symbiodiniaceae.
GUUCCUCAUAGUGAUGACUGCCUUGCAAACAGCAGAAGCUGUGAUUGCGCACCCUCAGGACGGCACUUCGGCACCAGACUUUCAUGCGCAAACACGAAUGAUGAGAGCAGAGAUCAGACAUGAUGGCCUGGAGAGCAAAGAGGCUUCGCCAAUGUCCAGUUUCUUUGGGUUUGGUCUUGAUGAGGCGAUCGACGUUGACUGCCACUGGGACGAUUGGUCGGACUGGAGCGCUUGCCAAUUUACCUGCGGAGAAGGCAUUUCAAUGAGAUACAGGAAGGUGCUCCGCAUGGCGGAAGGUGCAGGAAAAGCAUGCGACAGUAGCAACAGGGAAGAGCGGGAUUGCACAAUGUCUGCUUGUCCGAUCGAUUGCGUUUACAACGAUUGGGCAGACUGGACGGACUGCUCCGCAACUUGUGGCAGUUCCACACGCUAUCAGCGACGCACCUCACAGGCCGCCCAGUUCGGAGGCGCGGAGUGCAGUGGAUCUGAUGAAAGAUCUGAGGUUUGUCACCAAGCGGUUUGUCCCAUUGACUGUGAACUUUCUGAUUGGCAUGACUGGGGUGGCUGCUCCAAAACCUGCGGUGGUGCGAAGGAGGUGCGAGAACGCGUGAUCAUGACUCCUGCCAGUGGAGGUGGAAAAGCUUGCGAGGGAGAGCUCAACAACAGCAGAGAUUGUGGAAGCAAAAGUUGCCCAGAAGACUGCUUCGUGUCAGACUGGGGUGCUUGGGACCUCUGUAGCGUGUCAUGCGGCACUGGCACCACUUCUAGGACGCGCACCAUCACCAAAGCUCAGGCUUUUGGUGGCGCUGCCUGUCCGAAUCUCACAGAGACACACUCCUGCAGCCCGGGUGAUGUUUGUCCAAUUGACUGCGUUUGGAGCGACUGGGCCGACUGGCAAAGUUGCGCUGCAAGCUGUGGAGAAACUACACAGAGGCGGAUCAGAACUCAGAAAGUCAAAUCAAACGCGCUGGGAACCAACUGCACUGGCGAAGCAGUGGAGGAAUUGCCUUGUAGUUUAUCUGCUUGCCCUGGGGAUUGCGGAGUGUCAGACUGGGGUGCAUGGGACCUUUGCAGUGUCUCCUGUGGAACUGGUACAACCUCCAGGAAGCGCAACAUCACCCAGAAUGUAGCAAAUGGGGGUGCUCAAUGUCCUGAUCUCACAGAGACACAUGCCUGCAGCCCUGGCAGUGUCUGUCCAAUCGACUGUGUGUGGAGUGAUUGGGCAGACUGGCAAAGCUGCGCUGCAAGCUGUGGAGAAACUACAAAGAAGAGAGUCAGAACUCAAACGGUCAAGGCCAAUGAGCUCGGAACCUGCACUGGCGACGCUGAAGAGACAGCUGACUGUGGUUUGGCCGCCUGCGCCAUCGACUGCUCCUUGAAAGAGUGGGCAGAGUGGAGUGCAUGCAGUGUAUCCUGCGGACCAGGUAUUUCUGAAAGAACUCGCUCCGUGGCCGUUGCAGCUGCUCAUGGUGGGAAGGAGUGCAGUCCCGAGGAGAUGCUCUAUGAGAAGAAGUACUGCAGCUAUCCAACGUGUCCAGUUGAUUGCGAAAUGACAGAUUGGACUGACUGGGCACUCUGUUCAGUGACUUGUGGUGGGAAGAGUGAUCGCAGCCGUAUGGUCAAAACAGUGGCCCUUUACGGCGGCAAGGAGUGUACUGGUGCAUCUUCCGAAGAGCGCGACUGUGAACAUGCUGAAUGUCCCGUGGAUUGUUCGUAUGGCGACUGGACGGGCUGGCAGAGCUGCAGUACCAGCUGUGGCUUAGGCUCUCAAAAGAGAGAGCGAGUGGUGCGGCUUGAGCCGAGCCAUGGAGGUGCACCUUGCACAGGCGACUUAAAACAGAUGCAGCCCUGUACAGAGAAGCCCUGUCCGGUGGAUUGCACUUUUCAGGAUUGGGGAGACUGGGAGCCAUGCACUUCCUCUUGCGGAUCUGGCGUGCACAAGCGAUUCCGCGAGAAGAUUGACGCGCUGUACGGUGGUGCUGAUUGCAAUGGAACACUCACAGAAACGACUCCAUGCCCAACGUUGCCAGAGUGCCCUGUGGAUUGCCUUUGGGAGGACUGGACUAAAUGGAGCGAUUGCUCAGUCAGCUGUGGCAUUGGUGCAACGACCAGGCUCCGCAAGCGUGCUCAUUAUGAGGCCUUUGGUGGCCAUGUUUGCUAUGGAACUGAGGACGACGUGGCUGUGUGUGAGCUCAGUCCGUGUCCUUUGGACUGCUUCCUGGAGGAUUGGGCCCCAUGGUCUGAUUGCUCGACAAGCUGCGGGAAUGGCACUCAUGUCCGCAGUCGCUCCCUCACCUUUGCGGCAUAUGGCGGCAAGGAGUGUGCAGAUCCGCAGAUGCAAGACAACAAGCCUUGCGAUGUAGCGCCCUGCCCCGUGCACUGCGAGUUGGGCGACUGGUCACGAUGGACUACUUGUUCCAAGUCAUGCGGAGGUGGCUUGUCAAGCAGAGAAAGGACAGAGAAGAUCGCAGCUAUGUAUGGAGGAGACUUCUGUUCUGAUGUGACCUCAAUGGAUCAGGCCUGCAAUGCUCAGCCGUGUCCAGUCGAUUGCCAAUGGGGUCAGUGGACUGACUUUGACGCUUGCACCACCACCUGUGGUGGAGGUAAAGCCAAAAGAAGUCGAGUCCUCUGGGUUGCACCAGCACAUGGUGGUUUGGAAUGCGAAGGAUCAACAGAGGAUGAGGAAGUUUGCAACGAUCAUCUCUGCCCAGUCGAUUGUCGUUUGGGUGACUGGAGCGGUUUCACAAGCUGUAGCGAGACCUGUGGUGGUGGAGCAGCGACGAGAAGCCGAUCCAUUGUGACCCAGCAGGCCAACGGAGGACUUCCCUGCGUGGGUGCAACGAAUGAGGAGAUUCGUUGCAACACGCAAACCUGUCCAGUGGAUUGCCAGUUGGACGAAUGGAGCCCUUGGACUGGCUGCACAGUGACUUGCGGGGGUGGCACCAUGACGAGACAGCGCACUGUUCUGGAGCCAAGCCGUGAUGGUGGUGCUGCAUGUACGGGUGAGUCGUUCCAGGAAGCGGCUUGUAGCCAAGUGCAGUGUCCCGUGGACUGUGUGGUGACGGAUUGGUCUCCCUGGUCGGGGUGUUCCACCACCUGUGGUGGUGGCGUCAAUCUCAGGUUCAGGAUCGCCCAAGUUGAAUCUGCAUUUGGUGGAGUUCCAUGCCCUAGCAGCCUCACAGAAACUUUGGAAUGCUCUGACGCACCGUGCCCUGUAGAUUGCAAACUGGGCGAUUGGAGGGACUGGGAGAGCUGCUCUACUUCCUGUGGAUCUGGAAAGCGCAUGCGAACCAGGCUUCGUGAGAACGAGCGCUUUGGUGGACUUCCAUGCAAAGAGGAUCUCAUCGAUGAAGAUGAAUGCUAUGUUGUCCCUGAAAGACCGCUUUGUCCAGACCUGCCAACUGCGGCUCCUGCGGCUCCUCUCAGCACGGCUGGAAGUACAAUCAACUCAGCUGAUGAUACAAGAACUGCUGAAACGGGGGCAGCCGCAGAGACAACGACAUCAGCACCGAUAUCCCAAGAGCUCAUGCAUCAGGUGGCUAAACUUGCAGCUGCUGGAGACUAUGAUGCGUUGCAAAAAUAUCUUCAGGAGGCCGGAGUGAAUCCAAACUACUUCAAAGGUAUCCUUGACAGCCUAGCUGCCUCACAGGUAGCAGCUGCAGAGGCUGCAACCGCAGCAGAUACUGUAAAGGUGGCGCCGCCGAAAAUGACUGCUGAAACUGCACAGCAGGUGGCGCGGUACGCAGCUUCAGGGGACAUUGAGGCACUCAAACGAUACCUAGAAGAGGUGAAGGCCGACCCCAAAACCAUUAGCAGUGUCUUGGGCAACCUGACCUCUUCUGAGGACGCAUCUGUUGAGACUGCUCUCGGAAAUCUCACAGAUGCUUGGCUGCACGCUGGUUUUCUACAAAUGCCACCACUGGACCAUUGGAGCUUCAACACAAGCAACCUGUAUCUUUAUACGCCUGGUGCUGACGACUUUGUGGCCAAUCCCAAAGCUAAUACGGUCAUCAAGGAUCUGAUUGCUGCCAAAGCGCACGUUGAUGCGAAGCAUGUAGAGGUCAGCUUAUCUGUCCCACACCGACCACUGGAGUCUGAAUGGCAGAAGAAAUCCAAAGGCAAUGUGCGGUGUGCGUACAAAAUCCAUGUCUACUCCGACACCGGCAAUGCAGCUGAUGGUGACGCAGUCAUGGCACACCUCAAGCAAGUGGACGAGGAUGAAGCUGAGAAACACCUCACAGAAACCUGCAAGGCAUCAGAUGUUGAUUGCGAGCUCAUACCAGUGAGUACUUUGGCAGCAUCGCGCACUCGAAAGAAUUCGCCUUCAUGUGCUUCCCAGGAAUCACAAUCCAAUGCAGGGAAACUUUGGCACCACGUAGACUUUAGCACCCGUUCUCCUACCUUUGCAAGAGUUUUUCUUUCUUCCAUUUAUUCUUUCUGA